AUGGGCUGCGGUUGUUCGAAUCUGUCAUGGUGUUGUUGGGGCUCCGUGUAUAAUGCAUCAAUUCCUGAGGCUCAGGAUGUGGCAAAUGAGGAGAAGAGUGAAGUUGAUGAUGUACCUGCAUUUCGUGAAUACAGUAUUGACACACUUAGGAUGGCUACAUCUGGGUUUGCUGUUGAGAAUGUAGUUUCGGAGCAUGGAGAAAAGGCUCCAAAUGUGGUUUAUAAAGGGAAGCUUGAAAAUCAGAGGCGGAUUGCUGUGAAGCGUUUUAAUAGAUCAGCUUGGCCUGAUGGUCGUCAAUUUUUGGAAGAAGCAAAAGUUGUUGGCCAACUGCGGAACCUACGGUUGGCAAAUUUACUUGGCUGUUGCUAUGAAGGAGAUGAGAGGUUACUUGUUGCAGAAUAUAUGCCCAACAAUACAUUAGCAAAGCACCUAUUUCAUUGGGAAACACAACCAAUGAAAUGGGCAAUGCGAUUGAGGGUGGCUCUAUAUCUUGCCCAAGCUUUGGAAUAUUGCACCAGCAAAGGACGUGGCCUAUAUCAUGACUUAAAUGCUUAUAGAAUUGUUUUUGAUGAUGAAGGCAACCCUAGGCUUUCAUGCUUUGGUCUCAUGAAGAACAGUAGAGAUGGAAAAAGUUACAGUACAAAUUUGGCAUUUACUCCUCCUGAGUAUCUGAGGACAGGAAGAGUGACUCCAGAAAGUGUUAUGUAUAGCUUUGGCACCCUUUUGCUUGAUCUUCUCAGUGGAAAACAUAUUCCUCCUAGCCAUGCAUUGGAUCUAAUACGAGAUAGGAAUGUACAACUGUUGACAGAUUCUUGCUUGGAAGGUCAAUUUACUAACGAUGAUGGGACUGAGCUAUUGCGUUUAGCUUCACGAUGUUUACAAUAUGAGCCCCGGGAGCGACCAAAUCCAAAGUCAUUGGUAGCCGCUUUAAUUCCACUUGAGAAGGAUACUGAGGUACCUUCUCAUGUAUUGAUGGGUAUACCACAUGGUUCUGCUGCUUUACCUCUUACGCCACUUGGUGAUAUGUGCUUAAGAAUGGAUUUGACUGCUUUGCAUGAGAUCUUAGAAAAACUGGGUUAUAAAGAUGACGAUGGGGCAGCUAAUGAGCUAUCAUUCCAGAUGUGGACCAACCAGAUACAGGACACACUGAAUUCAAAGAAAAAGGGUGAUACUGCUUUUCGCCAUAAAGAUUUUAAAGCUGCCAUUGGUUGCUACUCUCAGUUCAUUGAUGUUGGAACCAUGGUCUCCCCUACUAUAUUUGCAAGGCGUAGUCUUUCUUAUCUUAUGAGCGACAUGCCACAAGAAGCAUUAAAUGACGCAUUGCAGGCACAAGUAAUAUCACCUGUUUGGCAUAUUGCAUCUUAUUUACAAGCUGUGGCUCUUUUUACACUGGGAAAGGAGAAUGAGGCACAAGUAGCUCUUAGGGAGGGAUCUGUCCUCGAGAAUAGAAGGAGUGAAGCUGCUUGACAGCAGAGGAAGUCAAAAUAAAUUGGUCUUAUUCCCUUGAUCUUUUCCGGUAGAUGUCUAUCCAUUGGCAAACAAAAGCUUCUCAAGUUGCAGCCACAACAAUAAAUGGUUCUUCAGUCUUAAAGCACACCAUGAUUUGAAUAGAUAUAACUGGUUCUGAUCUUAGGGGUGCAUGACUGGUUUAAGUAGCCAUCGUCGUGAAAGAUUCUUUUUACAACAAACUGCAUAGAAAGUUCUUGGUCAGUUGUGGAGGUUCCAUACGUUUUUGAAAACUAGACGCAUUUCUGGUUACUGAAGUCAUGGGGAAUAUUUAAAAUGUUUGUGAAGCAGUUGUCCGUGGAGGAUGCAACUAUUGUUUAAAGCUGCAUUAAGGGAGUGAGUAGAAGAUUUCAUAUUUGUAAUUUGUUGUACAGUGCUACUGCAUAUGGCUGCUGAAGCAACACUAACAUUGGCUUGUUUUGUGUGAUGUUCCCUUUUGGAAUCAAUUUUCUAUCUAGUUUUCUGCAUCACUUGUUUGCUCCAAUGAAAGGAUCAUCUUCAAAAGAGCGUCCGCUGGGCAUGGAAUUGUCUUGCUGCUGCUAUCCUAUAACGCUUUUUUUUUUUUUUUUUUCUUUCUUUUUUUU
This is a messenger RNA of Tripterygium wilfordii, 2090 nucleotides long. RefSeq names its product serine/threonine-protein kinase BSK7-like. The record is from RefSeq and is a predicted model, not a curated record. The transcript has 10 exons. The coding region runs from base 1 to 1467 and encodes 488 amino acids. Lineage: Eukaryota; Viridiplantae; Streptophyta; Magnoliopsida; Celastrales; Celastraceae. Gene Ontology annotation, biological process: brassinosteroid mediated signaling pathway; protein phosphorylation. Gene Ontology annotation, molecular function: ATP binding; protein binding; protein kinase activity.